AUGAACAAUUACAAUAGCGUUCUGAGCUUUGCGAAAACUCUGGAGGAAGAGGUCCCUACAGUCAACAUUCUGCUACUCAACGCGGGAAUCGGACUUCUGAAGCUGGAGCGGAGCCCCAGUGGACAUGAUUGUGUCACCCAAGUGAACUACCUGUCCAACGCCCUUUUGAUUGCUGCACUGUUGCCGUACCUCAAGGCAUCCUCAGAAACCUCUGGCGUUCCUUCUCGUAUUACUUGGGUAGGGAGUCGAAUGUACUUUACCACGAGUCUGGAGGAGAAAGCGCCUAUAAAAACUGGUGAAUCGGUGCUUGAGCACAUGGAUUCAAAGGAAUUUUUUUUUCCUAAAGAGAGAUACAACGAUACCAAGCUUCUGUGCGCCAUGUUCAUGUACAGUCUCGCUCAGCGUCUCGACAAAUCCAAGGUUAUCCUGAACAUGCUACUCAAGAACAGCUAUGGGCUGAGACUGUUGAAGAAAUGA
Molecule: messenger RNA, 477 nt
Organism: Aspergillus fumigatus Af293
Lineage: Eukaryota; Fungi; Ascomycota; Eurotiomycetes; Eurotiales; Aspergillaceae
Source: RefSeq, a predicted model, not a curated record